ACUCUCCCCGGGGGGCCCUCUCCCCGGGCACCCUCUUCUCGCCCGGGCACCCUCUCCUCGCCCGGGCACCCUCUCCUCGCCCGGGCACCCUCUCCUCGGGUGCCCUCUCCCCGGGUGCCCCAGGUGCCCUCUCCCCGGGUGCCCUCUCCCCGCCCUCUCCCCGGGCCGUCCGUCCUGCGGGCGCCUCUCUCCUCUCGUCCUGCGGGCGCCUCUCUCCCGCUUGCGCCGCUGGCCUCUCCCGCGGCGCUGCAUCCUCUCCGCCUCUUCUGGCUGGAGGCCGACGGCAGCCUCGGCCUCUUUCGCCUCUCUCAGUCUCUCUCUCAGUCUCCCUGGACCGUCUGUCCUGCGGGCGCCUCUCCCUGCGGGCGCCUCUUCUCGCUCGGGCACCCUCUCCUCGCCCGGGCACCCUCUCCUCGCCCGGGCACCCUCUCCUCGGGUGCCCUCUCCCCGGGUGCCCCAGGUGCCCUCUCCCCGGGUGCCCUCUCCCCGGGUGCCCUCUCCCCGGGUGCCCUCUCCCCGCCCUCUCCCCGGGCCGUCCGUCCUGCGGGCGCCUCUCUCCUCUCGUCCUGCGGGCGCCUCUCUCCCGCGGCGCAGCUUGCGCCGCUGGCCGCGGGCUGGCCUCUCCCGCGGCGCCGCAUCCUCUCCGCCUCUUCUGGCUGGAGGCCGACGGCAGCCUCGGCCUCUUUCGCCUCUCUCAGUCUCUCUCUCAGUCUCCCUGGACCGUCUGUCCUGCGGGCGCCUCUCCCCGCGGGCGCGCCUCUCCCCGCGAGAAGAAGCUAG
Brassica napus (rape) is the source of this 780-nucleotide messenger RNA. RefSeq names its product vegetative cell wall protein gp1-like. The annotation marks the transcript as partial. The transcript is spliced from 2 exons. The record is from RefSeq and is a predicted model, not a curated record. NCBI's taxonomy places the organism in Eukaryota, Viridiplantae, Streptophyta, Magnoliopsida, Brassicales, Brassicaceae.